This is a messenger RNA of Melitaea cinxia (Glanville fritillary), 2624 nucleotides long. Its product is annotated as aromatic-L-amino-acid decarboxylase. The transcript has 5 exons. Gene Ontology annotation, biological process: serotonin biosynthetic process; amino acid metabolic process; catecholamine metabolic process. Lineage: Eukaryota; Metazoa; Arthropoda; Insecta; Lepidoptera; Nymphalidae. The record is from RefSeq and is a predicted model, not a curated record. The coding region runs from base 184 to 1614 and encodes 476 amino acids. Gene Ontology annotation, molecular function: aromatic-L-amino-acid decarboxylase activity; pyridoxal phosphate binding.
AUAUUUUUAAAUUUAUAUUCAAUACUGCUGAAUGUAGAAGAUCAGUAUAGAAUUAGCUAAUGUCUUCGUUUUGCUUUUUAUUGGUGCUUAUGUAUGUAGUAUAGAUGAACAAUAUAUAGAUUUAUAGAAUAUAAAUUUUUGUUUUUGGCUUUUAUUAACUCUUAUGCACAUUUUGCAGAACCAAUGGAGGCUAAGGAGUUCAAGGAUUUCGCCAAGGCGAUGACUGAUUACAUCGUCGAGUAUUUAGAAAAUAUACGUGAUAGGCAAGUGGUGCCAUCUGUAAAACCAGGUUACCUUCGACCAUUGAUUCCUGAUCAAGCACCAGAGAAGCCGGAACCGUGGACCGCUGUGAUGGAUGACAUCGAACGGGUUGUGAUGUCUGGGGUAACCCACUGGCAAUCGCCGCGAUUCCACGCCUACUUCCCCACGGCUAACUCAUAUCCCGCCAUCGUGGCUGAUAUGCUCAGCGGUGCUAUAGCCUGUAUUGGAUUUACUUGGAUUGCCAGUCCUGCAUGCACGGAAUUAGAAGUCGUUAUGUUGGAUUGGCUCGGCCAAAUGAUUGGACUUCCAGAUGAAUUUUUAGCUCGCUCUGGUGGAGAAGCUGGUGGUGUAAUCCAAGGCACAGCCAGUGAAGCUACCUUAGUAGCUCUUCUUGGAGCAAAAGCUCGCGUUAUGCAAAGAGUAAAAGAGCAACACCCUGAGUGGACUGAAUUUGAAAUUCUAUCCAAACUUGUUGGAUAUUGUAACAAACAAGCCCAUUCAUCAGUGGAGCGGGCCGGUCUCCUCGGUGGCGUUAAGCUUCGUACGCUGAAGCCGGAUAAUAAAAGACGUCUAAGAGGUGAUACAUUAAAAGAGGCUAUUGAUGAAGAUAAACGUAAUGGACUUAUACCAUUCUACGUUGUGGCUACACUUGGCACCACAUCGUCUUGUACUUUCGAUUGCCUGGAUGAAAUAGGUGACGUGUGCAAAGAAAAUGAGAUCUGGUUGCACGUCGACGCAGCCUAUGCCGGAUCUGCUUUCAUUUGCCCGGAAUAUCGCUAUCUGAUGAAAGGCGUUGAGAAAGCGGAUUCUUUCAACUUCAACCCUCAUAAGUGGAUGCUAGUUAACUUCGACUGCUCCGCUAUGUGGCUCAAACAACCUCGUUGGAUCGUCGAUGCCUUUAACGUUGAUCCUCUCUACUUGAAACACGAUCAACAGGGAUCUGCUCCAGACUACCGACAUUGGCAGAUACCUCUCGGUCGUCGUUUCCGCGCACUUAAACUUUGGUUUGUGUUGAGAUUGUACGGUAUCGAAAACCUUCAGAAACAUAUUCGUAAACAUAUAGCUUUGGCACAUCUUUUCGAAAAAUUUUGUCUCGAAGAUGAAAGAUUUGAAAUUUUCGAAGAAGUAACAAUGGGCCUUGUUUGUUUCCGUCUAAAAGGUAACAAUGAUAAAAACGAAGAAUUGUUGCGACGUAUUAACGGUCGUGGUAAGAUUCAUCUGGUGCCCUCUAAAGUUGAUGAUGUCUUUUUCCUAAGGCUAGCAAUUUGUUCACGUUACUCCGAGGAAAGUGAUAUUCAUGUUUCUUGGGAGGAAGUUAAGGCUGCUGCUGAUGAAGUACUCGCACAAAAUUAAUUUUUUUCAAACUCUAGUACAAUGAUGUCUACAAUAUUAAAUGAUUUUAGAGCUAAUAUUAAGGCCAAUGAAUAAUAAUUAGUAUUUUCUUGUUAGACACGUAUAAAAAUGUUUAUUAUAUUAAAUGUUUCGUGUGUAUUCAUGUAGAAUGUGGCUAAACGGAUAAUUUAUAGCUGCACGAAUUGUCUAUAUAAUAAUUUCAAUAUAAUAUAGCAAUAAAAAUGCUAAGAUAAAAUUGCGUAUAUAAUGUACUUAAAAAAACUUAGAAACAUUUGGGAAUUUAUAACUAUUGAUAAUUAUCUCAUGCUAUAUGUUCCAGUACGUUAAUAAGAUUUUUAAAUUUUGUCUUUUGUUACUGUUAAAAGGUCAUUUCCUGCUAUUGUGUUGUGUUUACUUGUCUUCUAGAGAAUUUUUAAGUUGUGGAUGUUUAGAUACCUUCUUCAUCCUCCCAAGAUGUAUAAUUAGGAUGGGUUUCAGUACCAGAAUAUUUUAUUUUAUUUAUUUUUUUAAUGAAACUUGGAAAUUAUAUAUAAAUAUAAUAAGUAUUUCGUCGAACACCUAGUUGUAAAUUUUGAAUACACUAUGUUAUUAUUUAAAAAGUUUUUAAAUUUUACUAUUGUUACUGACUUAAAAUUACAUUGUUGGCUCAAUGAAAUUUACAAAUGCUAUGAGGUUACAUGGCAGCCGUCGAGCGCGUGAUAGUUUAUGGCACGCCUUCUGGUGGUUGAAUAAAGUAAAAAUUAAACUGGAUUUUGAUAAAUGUUAAGCUUUAUUCCUAUAUAAAGAAGAAAUUCACAUAUUGCUUCUUCAUACAACGAUGUGUGUUUUAUUCAACACAUAAUAAUUGUUUUGUUAGAAUGCAAAACAUUAUAUUUUAUCCGACUUUUACAGAAUCUUGACUGGGUGGACCGAUUUCGACGAUUUUUUUUUAUCGAAAGGUCGUGCGUGUCAUGUGUGUGUUCUUUAUGAAAUUGUACAUUAUUUGAUCAAAUAAAGAAUUUAUUUAUUUA